Messenger RNA from Bombina bombina (fire-bellied toad), 1011 nucleotides. Its product is annotated as protein tyrosine phosphatase type IVA 2-like. Gene Ontology annotation, biological process: protein dephosphorylation. Bases 1 to 843 code for a protein of 280 amino acids. The transcript has 2 exons. NCBI's taxonomy places the organism in Eukaryota, Metazoa, Chordata, Amphibia, Anura, Bombinatoridae. Gene Ontology annotation, molecular function: protein tyrosine phosphatase activity. The record is from RefSeq and is a predicted model, not a curated record. Gene Ontology annotation, cellular component: nucleus.
AUGCGCUAUUUCUUAAAAAAACAUUUUUAUGAAGGCGCUAAUAAGCAGGGCAAGUUACUGGCAAGACAACUGAGGAAAAAAGUGCUCAACAGGUACAUCUUACAUAUAACAGAUGAAAAGGGGAAGGAUUGGUACACAUCAAAAGACAUAACAAACAGUUUUAGGCAAUAUUAUGAAUCACUAUAUAACUUGGACCAAACUAUCCCUCCACCAACAAACGCAGACAUACAAAACUAUCUGAAUCAGCUACACAUUCCCGGAAUUACCGAGGAACAGAGAGAUGACUUAGAUGCACCCUUCUCAACUGAGGAAAUUAUGCUAGCAAUUAAAUCACUAAAAAAAGGGAAGUCACCACGCCCAGAUGGCUUCGAAAUAAACUUGAAAAAAAUCACUCACAAUCCGGCCAAUGCCACUCUCAACAAGUUUACAGAGGAACUGAAGAAAUAUGGAGUCACCACCUUGGUAAGGGUCUACUGUGAUGCCACAUAUGACAAGACUCCAGUAGAGAAGGAAGGGAUACAGGUCCUGGAUUGGCCAUUUGAUGAUGGAGCUCCACCCCCAACACAGAUUGUUGAUGAUUGGUUGAAACUUUUGAAAACCAAAUUCCGUGAGGAGGCAGGAUGCUGUAUUGCUGUGCACUGUGUUGCUGGCUUGGGACGGGCCCCUGUACUAGUCGCUCUGGCACUGAUUGAAUGUGGGAUGAAGUAUGAGGAUGCUGUGCAGUUUAUCAGGCAGAAACGGAGAGGAGCAUUUAACUCUAAACAGCUGCUUUACCUUGAAAAGUACAGACCCAAGAUGCGCCUGAGAUUCAAAGAUGCCAAUGGCCACUGCUGCAUGCAGUAACUUAGAAAAUGAAAUGGCUUUAAUUUGACUCUUGCUACCAGAGGAGGGAAUCGAAGAUAAGGCAACACCCUGGAUCUCAGACAGAUUUCUCUCUCCUGCUCCUGUACCACCAGAAAGUAAACGUCUAUCAACUCCACAUCCGGCAAAAUAAAAUGGAGUUAAAACCUC